Condylura cristata (star-nosed mole) is the source of this 1508-nucleotide messenger RNA. RefSeq names its product acetyl-CoA acetyltransferase 2 (gene ACAT2). The transcript has 9 exons. Lineage: Eukaryota; Metazoa; Chordata; Mammalia; Eulipotyphla; Talpidae. The record is from RefSeq and is a predicted model, not a curated record. Gene Ontology annotation, molecular function: acetyl-CoA C-acetyltransferase activity. Gene Ontology annotation, biological process: fatty acid beta-oxidation. The coding region runs from base 71 to 1264 and encodes 397 amino acids.
GCCGGCCGGGCUUCGCCUCACUCUGCCUCGGAGCCGGCCGUGGUAGUGGCACAAGUGGUCGCGCGGCAAGAUGAGUGCGGCCUCGGACCCUGUGGUUAUCGUCUCGGCGGCGCGGACCGUCAUAGGCUCCUUUAAUGGCGCCUUGGCCACCGUUCCUGCACACGACCUGGGCUCCACUGUCAUCAGAGAAGCCCUGAAGCGGGCCGCCGUGGCCCCCGAGGAGGUGUCGGAGGUAAUACUCGGACACGUCUUGGCCGCAGGUUGUGGGCAGAACCCAGCUCGCCAGGCCAGUGUGGGUGCUGGAGUCCCCUACUCCGUUCCAGCAUGGAGCUGCCAAAUGGUCUGCGGGUCGGGCCUGAAGGCCGUGUGCCUGGCCGCGCAGGCCAUAGGGGUGGGCGACUCGAGCAUCGUGGUGGCCGGCGGCAUGGAGAGCAUGAGCAAGGCACCUCACUUGGUCCACCUAAGAGCAGGAGUGAGGAUGGGGGAAACACCGCUGAGCGACAGCAUCCUCCGGGACGGGCUGACGGACGCCUUUCACGGCUACCACAUGGGCAUCACAGCUGAAAAUGUAGCCAAAAAGUGGCAAGUGAGCAGAGAAGAGCAGGACCAGCUUGCGGUUCUGUCCCAGAACAGGACAGAGAGCGCCCAGAAAGCUGGCCAUUUUGACAAGGAGGUGGUGCCGGUCCUCGUGUCUUCUAGAAAAGGUCCAAUUGAGGUGAAAACAGAUGAGUUUCCUCGACAUGGGACCAAUCUAGAGGCCUUGUGUAAGCUCAAGCCUUACUUCCUUACGGAUGGCACCGGCACCGUGACCCCCGCAAAUGCCUCUGGAAUCAACGACGGCGCCGCAGCGGUGGUUCUCAUGAGGAAGUCAGCCGCUGCCAGCCGCGGGCUCGCGCCUCUGGCACAGAUCGUUUCUUGGUCCCAGGUGGGCGUAGACCCAUCCAUCAUGGGGACAGGACCGAUCCCGGCAAUAAAGCAAGCGGUGGCUAAAGCAGGUUGGUCACUGGAAGAGGUUGAUGUAUUUGAGAUCAAUGAAGCCUUUGCAGCUCUCUCUGUCGCCAUAGCUAAAGAACUUGGAUUAAACCCAGAGAAGGUCAACGUGCAAGGAGGGGCGAUAGCCUUGGGCCACCCCCUGGGAGCAUCUGGCUGUCGGAUUCUUGUCACCUUGUUGCACACGAUGGAGCGGACGGGUGGACGCCGCGGUGUCGCUGCCCUGUGCAUUGGGGGUGGGAUGGGGAUAGCAAUGUGUGUGCAGCGAGGGUGAAGCCACACAGCAGAGACGAGGUGGGGUGUGGGGAAAACAGGAAACGAACUAAAUUUUAACCUUUUUUUUUUAAAUGCCAGUAAUGCAUUUAAGCUCUAUACUAUGUGAAAUCAGAGGACCAAAGUGAGGCUGGGAACCAUCCAGAACCAAGGUUUACUAGUGCAGUACUCUUUAAUGUGUAAUACUCAAGGGCAAGACAAUUGCAUCUAACAUUGUUAUAAAUAAAGAGAAACCAGAUCAGUCA